UUUUUUGAAUUUUGACAGCAACACAAAUUGCACUCAAUCUUUAAUGUGAAGCUACUCAGAUAUCCUACAGGAGUUCAGCUCAAUGUACUGACUCAGUGACCUGGAUAGUUCAGUGCUAAAGACCCAAGAUUAUUGACUUUGCAGUACUCAAGAAAUCCAAAAGACUCUGUAUCCCAAAAGCGGUGGAAUGUAUCAUCAAGCAAGAGCAUAUGACAUGGAAAUCUUUCAACAAGCACCUCAAACUAAUAUAUCUAUCAGACCAGUGGUCCAACAAAAUAUUGAACAGCAUGGGAAUGUGGAACCACUCCUAAGAAAGAGAAGGCGUAAUACUAAAGAACUCAAUAUCACUGAAAGACUCACCGAUUUAAGGUUGCGUAUCCUCAGUGGAUAUGUGACUAAGUUUACUUGUUCAGCUAAAAAGGCUAAGAGUACUCAUAAAAAGAACCUCAGAAGGAGAUCCAAAUAUAUUGGUGUGUCUAGAAACAAUUCAAACUGGCAAGCACUCCUCAAUGUUGACCAAAUUAAGAAGUAUAUUGGCACUUUUACAAAUGAGCUUCAAGCUGCUAGAGCAUAUGACAUCUACUCAGUGGCAAUGAGAGGGGAAGAGGCUUCUCUCAACUUCAACUACAGCGGUGAAGAGAUGCUCGAAAGAAUUGAGUAUUUCCUUGAACAUAAAACCAUAAAAUUUGAUUCUUAA
Messenger RNA from Moneuplotes crassus, 697 nucleotides. Lineage: Eukaryota; Ciliophora; Spirotrichea; Euplotida; Euplotidae. The record is from the annotation of a GenBank genome assembly.